AUGUAUCAUUCAAAGAAGAUUGUACAAGAAUAUGUUACUUGUUCUGAGGGGAAUACCUUUAUAAUUUAUUCACAGAAUUUAUUAAGUAGCGAAAGUAAAAUAAAAAUUGAUUCUACUUCUAUUGUAAUGGAAAAUAAUAAUACUAAAAAUUACAACAAUGAAAAUGAGAUAUUACUUUUUUUACAUGGAUUAAAUGGGAGUAGUUAUCAGUUUGAAAAUUUAUUUUCCCAUUUAAUCCAUUCUAAUUAUAAAUUUAUGUCAUUAGAUUUAUACGGUCACGGAAAAAGUACCUUGUUAAAAAACUUAAAUAAAUAUACAGAAAAAUUAUAUAUCGAACAAAUUUAUGAUGUUUUGAAAAAAAAAAAUAUUUUUAAUUCUAAUUUUGUUAUCAUUGGUUUUUCUAUGGGAUGUAUUAUUGCUGCCCAUUUAUCAAUUGAUAAUAAAAUAAAAAUAAAAAAGUUAUGUUUAAUUAGUGCUGCAGGAUUAGCUAAACCUAAACAUCGAUUUUUACAAUUCUUAUUAAAACAUAACAUACGCUUUUGUUUAAGAGUAGCAAAAAAAUAUAGCCAUUUAAUUGUCUCUGAGGAUUCAAUAAAAAGUGAAUAUUUUGAUUACCAUAAUAAUAUAGAAGAUGUAAAUAAAAGAUACUUAAUUCUUAAAGAAAAUCAUGAAAAAUUCAUGGAGACAUUUUUAAAAGUAAUAACAGGAACAAAAAUACAAAAUUCUAAAAAGUAUUAUUCAGCUUUUCUAAAAAAAAAUCAUGAAGUUCUUUUCAUAUAUGGCAAAGAUGAUAAUAUAACUCCAUGCAUCUAUACAUUAAAAUUUUUAGAAAAACAUGAGAAAUACUUAAAUAAUGUUAAAGUGGCAAUUUUUCCUGAAUGUUCCCAUCUUGUUUUAAGUGAAAAAUGUAAUGAAUUAAUUAAGCAUUUAAUUUAUUUUUUACAAAAUAAAUAA
Messenger RNA from Plasmodium gallinaceum, 954 nucleotides. Its product is annotated as alpha/beta hydrolase, putative. The record is from RefSeq and is a predicted model, not a curated record. Lineage: Eukaryota; Apicomplexa; Aconoidasida; Haemosporida; Plasmodiidae. The transcript is spliced from 7 exons. Bases 1 to 954 code for a protein of 317 amino acids.